Molecule: messenger RNA, 2171 nt
Organism: Arabidopsis arenosa
Lineage: Eukaryota; Viridiplantae; Streptophyta; Magnoliopsida; Brassicales; Brassicaceae
Source: the annotation of a GenBank genome assembly
AUUGGGCUGGCGUCAUAUAUUAUUGUCGGAUCUAAGUCGGGUCGAAACCCGUUUGAUGGAUCCGUCUCCUACCGAAUCACUUCAAACAAGAAGAAGGAGAGAGAGGAAGAGAUCAUCGGUGUGGCGAGCAAUGGAUUUGAAGAAACGGCGAAAGAUUUUGGAGAAGAAAAAGACGAUUCAUGACCUUAUUAAACGAGCUUCUUCCAUUGAAGAUCCUCUUUCUCCGUUCGAUUCUUUCCGCCAUUACCGAAGAAACGACUUAUCUUUGUACCUGGAAUCUGGCCGUGGAGAUAGACUUUCCUCGUCUGUGAAGCAAUACAUUCGAAAUCUCUUGAAGACGAACAUGGAAGGGUUUUAUGGGUCUGAUUGGCCUAUACAAGCAAAGGUGAAGCGUAAGGAGAUGUCUUCCGCAGACGCACAUUAUAUCUUUGUGCGUGAGCUGCGUUUUGGUAAAGCCUAUGAGACAUCUACUCGAAGAGCUUGCAUGGAAGAGUGUAAUCAGAUAGCUGGAUUUGUGCAUUAUCGGUUUACUUUAGAGGAAGAGAUUCCCGUCCUUUAUGUGUAUGAAAUACAACUGGAAUCCCGGGUUCAAGGAAAGGGACUGGGAGAAUUUUUAAUGCAGUUGAUUGAGCUCAUUGCUUCUAAGAAUCGGAUGAGUGCUAUCGUGCUAACUGUUCUAACAUCUAAUGCAUUGGCAAUGACUUUCUACAUGAGCAAGCUAGGACUUUCUCGGCGAAGUAUGAGAUACUUUGCAAAACAUUUGAUUCCGAAGCUAAAUUUGUGUUGGAGAAUGACGAAGAACCUACCAAAAAUUGAGUAUCAAGCAUCGAAUAGCACAUACAGAUUCACUACCACAGAGGGUUGUGAUAGGAUGCAACUUGCAGCAAGAAAGCUUUUCAGAUAUUGUUUAAUGGCCGCUGAGGAUCGAAGUGAGGAGCUAAGCAGUAAUGUAGAAAAUGGAAGUUGCAGUUCCAAUGAAGGAACAAAUCCUGAAACCAGCAGUCAUUGGAUUGAAAACGUUGUCAAGGUUAGGAAACCGUACACAGUAACUAAGCAGAGAGAGAAGUGGAGUGAGGAAGAGCAUGAUAGGUUUCUUGAAGCUAUUAAGCUUUAUGGUCGUGGUUGGCGUCAAAUCCAAGAACACAUAGGUACGAAAACCGCUGUGCAAAUACGAAGCCAUGCUCAAAAGUUUUUCUCCAAGAUGGCUCAGGAACCUGACAAUAUAAAUGAAGGAUCGGUUAAAGCGAUUGUGAUCCCGCCUCCUCGUCCAAAGAGAAAACCGGCACAUCCUUAUCCUCGGAAAUCGCCUGUUCCAUAUUCUCAGUCUCCUCCAUCAAAUUUUUCAGCUAUGGAGAAAGGAACCAAGUCUCCAACCUCAGUCCUGUCAUCAUUUGCUUCAGAGGAUCAAAUCAACAUAUGCUCUUCGCCUAAUUCGUGUACCAGUGACAUCCAAUCCAUCGGUGGAACUUCCAUUGAUAAAAAGAAUGACUAUACAACAUCCAAGCAAUCCUUCAAAGAGGAUUCUGACUUUGGUUCAACACCCAUGUCAAGCAUUACACUUUUUGGGAAGAUUGUCCUUGUCGUGGAAGAAUCUCAUGAAAAACCAUCCUCUUACAGAGAUGAUGAUGAUCCUAAAUCAAUGACAGAUCAGGAGAAUCACUACUCAGGGAUCAAGAAUUCUAGCUUGCACAUUGACACUAAUUUAUCUCUUGGGGUAUGGGAAACGUCUUGUACCGGUUCUAAUGCCUUUGGCUCAGUUACACAAGUGUCAGAGAACUUGGAGAAGAGUGCAGAGCCGAUAAGUUCUUCAUGGAAACAGUUAAGCUCAUUUGAAAACCAAGGAUCAUGUAAUCCUGCAACUGCAAGUGGGUUCAGGCCAUACAAGAGAUGCCUAUCAGAAAGAGAAGUUACAUCAUCAUUCUCGCUGGUAGCUUCAGAAGAACAGAAAAGCCAAAGAAGAGCACGUAUAUGCUAGUUUUAGCCAUUGUACAGUUUGGGGUCACUUUGAUGAUCCGUCAACAUUGUUUUAGCCAUUGCUGGAUGACUUGGAUCAUAACAUUCCACGAACCAAAUCUAAAUCCUAAUUGGUAAGUGAUUUUUACUUGUCCGCCACAUGUAAUUCUUGUAAUGAAGUUUCUGCGGCUGUCUCACAUUAAAAAGACAGUUCUGUU